This is a messenger RNA of Stylophora pistillata, 2142 nucleotides long. Its product is annotated as riboflavin-binding protein. Gene Ontology annotation, cellular component: external side of plasma membrane. The record is from RefSeq and is a predicted model, not a curated record. Lineage: Eukaryota; Metazoa; Cnidaria; Anthozoa; Scleractinia; Pocilloporidae. Gene Ontology annotation, molecular function: signaling receptor activity.
AUAAAUGCGUUUUUUUUUGGCGCAUCAGCAUAAAGUGGGGUCUGUUGACACAUGUGCCAUAAGUAAACAAGAUGCAUGACAAAGGUUGCCCAACUCCCAUCUAGAUGGGUCAAUCGAAUGUAUGUAAAUAAGCAUUAAGUUGACUUUACGUACGUUGUGCGUCAAGGUGAGGCUUGCUCGGAAAGGGCUGUACUCUCCUGCUAAUUAAUUGGUCAGCCGUUGAAUAUGAACACAAUUUUUUGAAAUAUUAUGGUUAGGAAUUGAUGUCGGAACCUGAGGUUAUCGUAAAAUAGUAUUCUUAUUAAUAUUUUAAGUUCAGGUUCCCAGGGUUGCGCCCACAACAUGACCUAACUUGUCUGAUAAUCUGGCUCGCUGGUUGCUUGGACGAAUAUCGUCUUCGAUUCGAUCAAGCGGAAAUAUAAUUCGAUUGUCUGUUUCCUUUGCAAGUUGUUUCACGUGAUGGGUAGCAGGACAUGGCGCUCUAGACGGAGGGGUAGUAUUGUUAGCAUUAUGAUGCAAAUCAUUAUUGAAGCACUUUAUAUUCAUAUAUGUAUACCUAUUUUUGGCGGGCUGGUACGAUAUCUUCACCGCAGCGACUGCGAUAUCUGUAAACAAUUGACCGUAUGAACCACCCGGCUUUGCUUACCAAUGAGGCAUGUUUUUAAUGGCGCGUUCAAGUGUGUUUAUGUGCUUAUUCUUUGCUGCAUUCGUCGGAGAAUUUUGCCUUGGUCAUGAGGUAGAGGUAACUAAAUGUAUCGAUGGACCUUAUCACAAACAGAGGCCAACUGCUGAAGGAGCGAACUAUGUUGAAUGCCACCCUUGGAAGGAAAAAACGUGCUGUACUGCUGACUUCACCGCUCAACUCAAUAAAAGUAAUGUGGAAGUUCUGUAUAACUUUUCAUGGCACCACUGUGGUAAUCUCUCAAAGGAGUGCGAGAGGUACAUAAAAAACGAAGAGUGUUUCUAUUCGUGUGAGCCCAGCCUAAUCAAGUGGCAUACCUCUAAAGGAGGCGUCAAAGGGGUUCCAAUAUGUGCUGACUACUGUGAUAAAUGGUUUGAUGCUUGCAAGAACGACAUGACUUGUGCUGAAGAUUGGCUGGAAGAUUUCAACUUCACUUCAAGCCAAUACAGCUGCCGAAGUAAUUCCCAAUGUCGCAAAUUUAGCGAGCUGUAUAAGGACGGAAAAGGGUUAUGCAACAAAAUGUGGGGACAAUCAUUUACUUAUGAAAAAAGCGACAAUUGUAUGGUGAUGUGGUUUGCUGGCAAGAACCCAAACGAAAAGGUCAAGCUAUCAAGCUUGCCCUUUGACCCAGUAACAAGCGAAACGACUAAACAAACGACCAAACAAACGACCAGUGCCGCAGUAACAAGCUACCAGGCUGAGUUCAUCAUCACAGCUUUAGCUCUUACUAUGCUAAGCAUACUACCAGCAGUGAUAAACACAGCAUACUUGUAGGUUUCUUGUGUGUAUUCUCCGACCCCUCCAUCCGCACUGUAGCUCGAUCACGCGGGCUUUCGUACCUUGUCCAGGGGGAAUGUGUGUAGCUCUGGUGGUAGUACACUUGGUAAACCUCGUUUAUUACUAUGUUUAUUCCUUGCACCAAAAACCUCAAUUUACUUCUAAAAUUACCGUGACCACAAGGAAAUUUUCACAAACACAGUUGGCAUUCUCCUUCAAUUGGAACAGGGCAUUGAAAGGUGAAUAUUGUUUCUAUGAUAACUACUGAAUUAAAAGGCACAAUUUCGAAGUGAUUCAGCGACUUUCUAUGCAGUUUUUCUUAACCUAUUUUUGCACAAUGUUCUAUAUUUAUCCUUUUAUUAAUUUUUUUUAUGUGAAACUACAAUUCAAAUUGGUAUCACUGCUAAAAGUGCUAUUCUGGAUCCCAGAGAAGCUCGAUUUUUGUACGCAGCGAGAGCCUAAGUAGAUCAAAUAAAAUCUCCAGUUUUUCUCUCGACCUUUCCUCAAGAGCGGAUAGAUUGUUAGGCUAUAGACUGGAUAAAAUGCUGACUGCACAACGAUAAAAUAUAUGUAAAGAAGCCGGCAACACGCAUCAAUACAGCUUUGGAUCUAAGUUUGAUCAAAUUACUAUUCAUCCUGUAGUUGAUCAAUUUGUGAUGUAAUAAAUAAGUAACUGCGUCAAA